GUGAUAUUUCACCAGAACAACUGAAAUCUCUCCGGCCAUAACCAAUUUCGCCGGCGAAAUCCCUAAUUCUACCGUCAGCCAAGGAUCGAUCAAAUUCCGGUUCAAUUUUCGCCAGCGAGAGACGAAGUGCGGGAAGAUUUAUUUUGAAAAGGCUUGAGGAAUAAUGAAACAAGGACCAUCUUCUGAAGAUGAUUGCUUUAGCUUGUUGAAGCAGUUCGAGCAUGUCCUUGAAUCUGACCCUCUUAUUGAUGAAGUAGGGUUUAUUCACCCCUCACAGUUCACCAUGCUCGAUAAAGAAGCAGGUUUCUCCAAUGAAUUCCAGCCUAACAAUGGAACCUCAAGCAAGUUCUGGAAUCAAGAUCACAAAUUGGGAAUAUCAACUGAUAUACUUGUUCAAUUAUGUAAAGAUGCCAAACAUGUGUUUCUGCUAGCGCUUCAGGAGUACAAAUCCCAUGGAAACGCAUGUGAUGAGUCUCAGAUUAAGAAUAUCUCUUGUUCUCCCUGUAUUCCCGAGAGUGACGUCAUGAAGCAUAGCCAAUCUGUUUUGCUGUUGAGCUCAGACUUUGGAACUGCAUGGAAUGCUAGGAAGUUGAUUUUGUCAAAAAAGGAUCACCUUUCGGCAUUCACAGAAGAACUUCGUCUUUCUGGGCUCAUUCUUUCAAAUUCCCCAAAGAGUGAGUCAACAUGGAGCCAUAGAAGGUGGAUAAUUAAGAUGAUUUCCCAGAGUUUUUCUACACUACAAGAGAUUAUAACCAAAGAAUCUGAGUUAGUGGAAUCAAUAGGCGAGAGAUCAAAGAUGAACUAUCGUGCAUGGUAUCACCGUUGCUGGUUGGUUUCUUACAUGACAAUUGAGCAGGUGAUACAAGAGUUGAACAAAUCUAAAAGAUGGGCUGGGCUUCAUGUAGCCGAUAGUUCUUGCUUCCAUUAUCGCAGACGGCUGAUGCUCAAGAUUCUGGAGUCACUUUAUGUGAAAGGAAGCAGCGCUUAUGAUAAAACUGAGGCACGCAAAAUCUGGAAGGAAGAGCUGGAUUGGAAUGAAGAAUUGGUAGAACGUUACGUGGGACGAGAGGCACUAUGGCUUCACCGGCGGUUCCUCUCUCUUAAUUGGAUAAUGUAUUUCGCUUGCAAUCAUUCAGAUGCUUCACCUGAAACCGGAGAGAGUAUUAUUAUGAAUGAAGAAAUUGCCAUCUUCAUUGAUAAUGAGAUCCGUCUUCUAGAUUCUUCUAUGACCGUUCCGGAUACCAAAUUUGAAGAUUUUCAAGCUCAAGCAUUGCAUGCUGCUGUCUACACGCUAUGGCUGACAAAGGUAACAGUGGUCUCUUCUUGUCCAAAUAAAGUCAUCAAAAAAAUUGCCACUAUUGUCAAUCUCACAAGUGCAGAAAAAUAGAUUGGGAGUUUUCCGUAUAGCAGAACGAUAGAAAUAUGGUUGACUUUGAUUUCUGAUAUGCAUUCGUUUAUAAGCAGAGCAUUCCAGUACUGUGGAGAAUGCUCGAGGAGAAGCUUGGAACAGAGAAAGUGAAGUGUGUACUGAACACAAUUGCUCAAGAGAGACCCUCGCUUCUGCAUCAUUUGGUGAAUGUCUGAAGACCCUCCAUAAAUUGGUGUCAAACCAUGUCUCAGGAUCUGUUUGAAUUGUUUUUUUUUUUUUUUUUUUUUUUUUUUUUUUCUAUUUUCGCCGAUAUAGCUUAAUGAGUUGAUUAAUGAAGAAGUUGGCCGAGAAAUCUCUGUCAUCAAGUGUUACACGAGUCUUCGAGUGGUGUAACCAAACCUAUUAAAAAAAUGAAUGAAGGUUAUAUAAGCUUCCAAAACCAGAUAUGUCGUAUUCCGUAGAGACAAACGAGACCGUCACAGCUAUCAAAGGGAACUAAGUAUAUUGUGUCCUCCUUCGCCUUCUCCCAAGGAGUAGGGAUCUUGACCGAUGAUGAGGAACCCAACACCAGUGUAGUUAGAUGUUUUAUAUCCGGUUUACAAUAAUCGUCACGCCAUAUGGAGACCAUGAGACAAACGAGACCGUCACAGCUAUCAAAGGGAACGCCAUAUGGAGACCAUGAGAACAUCUGGAUCACCUGAUUGCUGACGCUCUGUCAACUGUCUUUGUUGGAAGAAUGGAGAUUCGAUAAUUGAUUUCCAUUGUUUAGACACGGCCUUUGAAUCUCAGCAGAGAAUCCACAGCAAGUCUCUCUAGGAUGCACUCUACCACAUCGUGGGGCAGCGAUUCCGUCCUCGAGCAGCGUUGUUUUUACUUGUGAUUGCAGACUAGUCCUUGUUGAUGAAUAUACAGAGAGGCUUAUUUGCUUUAUAAGCAAGUAAUCUCACAAAUAAACUGGAAAGAGGAAACCUAUCACUCUUUUACCUAUUUCUUAUGAGCUUUGAAUAAAGAUACUGACCGUUGGGAAUAUCAAACCGAUAAUUAUGUAAAGAUGCUAAACCAGUUAUAUGCAUACCGCAUCAUAAAGCAUGUAUCAUAAUUCAUAGUCACACCUAAUAAAGAGAAUCGAGUUAUUAUAUAGUCAUACAUAAUAAAGAGAAUGAAUAGUCAAAUGGGC
This is a messenger RNA of Arabidopsis thaliana (thale cress), 2546 nucleotides long. RefSeq names its product Protein prenylyltransferase superfamily protein. Gene Ontology annotation, molecular function: prenyltransferase activity; protein prenyltransferase activity; transferase activity. The transcript has 9 exons. The record is from RefSeq and is marked reviewed. The coding region runs from base 164 to 1387 and encodes 407 amino acids. NCBI's taxonomy places the organism in Eukaryota, Viridiplantae, Streptophyta, Magnoliopsida, Brassicales, Brassicaceae.